AGCAACACGUGCGUGCAGGAAGAAGAAGUAGUAGACUGAGAAGAAAUGCUACUUUUGCUGUAGAGUCAGUACUGCACGCAGUGGAGUGCCUCAUCCUGAAUCAGUGACUGUUCCUGCUGAUGUUCUCUUCUGGUCGCGACCAGUGGAUCUACCGAUUUCUUUGAUGAAAAGUAUGUCUGUGUGUGUGUGUGUGUAGUGCUGCCGUAGGAGCAUUGCAGCACGACAGGUGACCGUCAUUGAUGUGCUGAGCAUACAGCUGUGCGUCGGGCCGAGCCGUUCACAGUCGGCUGACGGGAGCGACGUAUCCAGCAAGUGGCAGACCAAGCUGGUAUGAUACGGGACACAUCCUUGUGUUGCAGCGCGCAUCCAGAGAGCCCUGUAGUGCCCCGUGCCUCAACAGGGUCAGCAUUACCUUCCCUGGGCCAGCACAGCAGGGGUUAGUCAUCCAUAUCCACAGCUCAGUGGAGACUCAAAACUUCGAGUAACAGCUACAGACAGUGGGUCAGUGGAGACUCAAGACUUUGAGUGACAGCUACAGGAGCACAGUGGCAAGUCCCACUGCCUGUAACUGUCACCACUAGCGCUACUGCCACCGCUGCUGCUGCUGCUGCUGCUGCUGCCUCUACUGUUACGGCUGCUUGUGGUGCUGGAAGCACUGAGUAAUGCAAGGAUGGCCCUGCAUGCUGCUCUGUGUAGAGUCAGGCAGCCGCUGAUGGUUCAACGGCAGCACACCACCACCAUCGCCGCCGCAACAACACCGUCUUUAGGUGGUGCUUGGAUUGCUCGCAGCUGUAUGCCUGGCGUGCUGUGUGGCCGGCGGCUUUUAAUGACGGACGAGUCCAGUAGUGAUCAUCCCCUUGCUGCUGAGCAGCCAGAGUGCCAGCGCCUGCUGGAUGCAAUAGAGAAGAACGGACCAGGCACCUGUACGUUCAGAUCAUCGGCAGACGUCCUCGAACAGCUGAAGAAAAGAGAUCAAAGCGAAGCAAAUCGCGACCGCCAUGGGCCGGACGACCGCUUGGCGAAGCUUUUGGAGCACAUGAAUGGAGACGGGUCAGGUGGUGCCAAGUUUAGGACACUAGAGGAAGUGCUGGGUGAACGCCGCGUCCAACGACUUCUGUCUCGGCAUCGGGAACGGUCAGGGAAGCUCCUACAACGACAACAACAACAACAACGUGAGAAUGAAGAGCGUAACGCGGUGCGGAAGUGGCCGUCACUAUCGCCACCAGCAACGCCACCGCCACGUGCCACUGCCACGGUAUGGACGUUAAACAAACCACCGCCGUCAUGUACAGCAGAUUCUCACCAGUCUCCCAAGGUACGCAAGCAUAUCCUACCACAGACGUCGCAUGCAUGUACCGAUGCCAAGGAAAUUAAGUGGACACGACCAACACAGACGUCAUAUGCACAUACCACUAAACAUGAUCACGGAACACGUACAGCAGAUUCUCACCGGUCUCCCAAGGUACGCAAGCUUAUCCCACCACCGUCGUCACAUGCACAGAAGAUUGUCCACCGAACAGGUGCCAGUUCCGGGUCCUCACCCUCCAACCGAACCGGGACCGGAGAUGGAACCAGCUCUCGUUUUCCUGAGGAGGAACCGCAACAGCAGCAGAAACGGUCAGAGGAACUCCUACAACGACAACAACAACAACAACGUGAGAAUAGAGAUUUGAAACAACAACAACAGGGUACAAAAGGGAAGCUUGCCAAGGUAGUUAAGUUGGACCCACGACCACCAUCGCCAUCACGUCCGACCACUGCUAAACAUGGCGACAAACCAGCAACACAGAUCAUGACGUGGGGAGGUCGUGACCAGCCGCGCGUGACUAGCUCUCCUGUGCACACCGCUCAACACUCCAGUAGUCACCCAGCAACAAGCACAGGUGGCGACAAGCGUGACACAGCGUGGAUGUGGCUGUUUCCAUCAUCAUCGCCACCAGCAAUGCUGCCGUCACGUGCCACCAAACAUGAUCAAAAAACACGUACAGCAGAUUCUCACCAGUAUCCCAAGGUACACAAGCUGAACUCACCCCAGACGUCGCAUGCACAUACCACUAAACAUGAUCACGAAACACGUACAGCAGAUUCUCACCAGUAUCCCGAGGUACACCAGCUGAACCCACCCCAGACGUCGCAUGCACAUACCACUAAACAUGAUCACGAAACACGUACGGCAGAUUCUCACCCAACACCGUCGUCACAUGCACACAAGGGUGUCCACCGAACAGGUGCCAGUUCCGGGUCCUCACCCUCCAACCGAACCGAGACCGGAGAUGGAACCAGCUCUCGUUUUCCUGAGGAGGAAUCGCAACAGCAGCAGAAACGGUCAGAGGAACUCCUACGACGACAACAACAACAACAACAACAACAACGCUCGUUUGAGCUGAUGGAACGUACUACAACAGAACAGCACGUCCAAAAAGAACGGUUGGAGCAGCAACAGGUGGAGGAGCAACAGCAGCAGGUGGAGCAGCAGCAGCAACAGGACCAGCAGGUGGAGCAGCAGCAGCAACAGGACCAGCAGGUGGAGCAGGAAAAACAGGUGGAGCAGCAACAGGCAGAGCAGCAGCAGCAGCAGGUGGAGCAGCAGCAGCAGCAACAGCAACAGCAACAACAGGACCAGCAGGUGGCGCAGCAGGUGGAGCAGCAACAGGCAGAGCAGCAGCAGCAACAGCAACAACAGGACCAGCAGGUGGCGCAACAGGCAGAGCAGCAGCAGCAGCAACAGCAACAACAGGACCAGCAGGUGGCGCAACAGGCAGAGCAGCAGCAGCAACAGGCAGGGCUGCAGCAGCAGCAACAGCAGCAGCAUGAUCAAGAGAUGAAGAAAGCCCCGUCGGUCAUGGCUAGCAUCAACAAUAUGUUCGACAAGCUGAAUAGUCUUUGGAAGAAAUGAGUGAGGUGGUGACAAUCUGUGUCAUUCAUGUACCUGCUCACUUGCAUGGCGUCCUGUCUCUGUGUCAGCUUGCCUGAAUCUGGUCACUUGCUGGGGAGUUCUGCCCUGCGUUGACCCAGUGUGUCCCAGGUCACUUGCUGGAAAGUUCUGCCCUACAGUAGCCCGUGUGUCCCAGGUUACUUGCUGGGGAGUUCUGCCCUACAGUAGCCCGUGUGUCCCAGGUCACUUGCUGGAAAGUUCUGCCCUACAGUAGCCCGUGUGUCCCAGGUUACUUGCUGGAAAGUUCUGCCCUACAGUAGCCCGUGUGUCCCAGGUUACUUGCUGGGGAGUUCUGCCCUACAGUAGCCCGUGUGUCCCAGGUUACUUGCUGGGGAGUUCUGCCCUACAGUAGCCCGUGUGUCCCAGGUUACUUGCUGGGGAGUUCUGCCCUACAGUAGCCCGUGUGUCCCAGGUUACUUGCUGGGGAGUUCUGCCCUACAGUAGCCCGUGUGUCCCAUGUUACUUGCUGGGGAGUUCUGCCCUACAGUAGCCCGGGUGUCCCAGGUUACUUGCUGGGGAGUUCUGCCCUACAGUAGCCCGUGUGUCCCAGGUUGUUUGUACUGCAGUAAUAGAUGUGUGUACUGCACUUUCGACUUGGCGUGUUGUGCCUGUGUAUACUAUCUGUAGCUGAAUGGGUGCUAGGCCUGGGCUGGUGUUCUUGUUUUGUUUUUUGUGCGUUGUGUGUGUGUGUGUGUGUGUGUGUGUGUGUGUGUGUGUGUGUGUGUGUGUGUGUGUGUGUGUGUGUGUUACUGUGUGUUACUGUGUGUUACUGUGUUUCGGUGCAUGCAGCCAUAUUGCACUACUCUCUUACUAGUAGUAGAAGGCCACGCUUGCUGCUCCUUUCUUUUGUCCUUUUGUGUUUGCUUAGUGUCAGUAGUCAGAGGGGCUGGUAAUCUGGCUCCUUCCCCUCUCCGCGUGCAUCGUUAUAACUCUCCUGCUCUGUUCUUCACCUAUUAGAUUUUCUUAGGUAGUUCUUAUGUUCAGCGUUUUCAAUUUCCUCCGAGCUAGUUCGUUUUGUUCUGUUUCGGCAACUUUUGGAGUGCAGUCCAUUUUCAACUCUCUCAGCCGCGCUGUUUCGUGUUAGCGCUCGUGAAAGUAUCACUUUCCCAUUCCAUUUUACUUGAAUUUUGUUGUUGACUGUUGUCACUGUUGUUUUCACCUUUUUAUUUUAUUGCUUAUUCUUAGCGUUUAGGUCUUGACAUUGGGCAACUUGCAGCUCCAAGCUGCUGUAGAACAUCACUUUGAUUUACUGUU
Molecule: messenger RNA, 4189 nt
Organism: Sycon ciliatum
Lineage: Eukaryota; Metazoa; Porifera; Calcarea; Leucosolenida; Sycettidae
Exons: 4
Coding region: 671-2896 (741 amino acids)
Source: RefSeq, a predicted model, not a curated record